GCCCUUCCUCCUCUCAUAUCCAUUCCGUUCUCUUCUCUCCUCCACAGCCUCCGUUGGCAGACAUGGCCGAACGCCUCCCUGAAGGCCUAAGGGGCUUCCUCCCCGAGAAGGGCCCAUCCAAGUCCCAGGUGCUUACCGUGGUCGCCGUCUUCCCCAUCGGCGGACUCCUCCUCGUCCUCUCUGGCGUGACGCUAACCGCCAGCGUCGUUGGCCUCGCCAUCACCACCCCGCUCUUUCUCCUUUUCAGCCCGGUGCUGGUCCCGGCGGCGAUCGCCAUCGGUCUGGCCGUGAUCGGUUUUCUGGCAUCCGGUGCCUUCGGGCUUACGGGUCUGUCGUCGCUCUCAUGCUUCAUGGAGGAGGCCCGGAGGCUCGUAUCAAAGGCACCGAAUCAGCUGGAGCAGGUGCGGCAGCGGACGGCAGAAGCGGUGGGGCAUGUCGGGCAGCGGACCAAGGAAGCCACCCAGGGGAUGCAGGGCAGGACAUAAAAGAAGAAAAAAAAAAUCUCCACUGCUCCUGUCUCAUUUGGAGAGGAGAAAUAUAUAUGUUGAGUUGGUGUAGAGUGGUAGUACUUCUUGUUUAGUGUUGGGUUAUGUGUCGGGUCUUGCUUCGUUGUAAGGGGUUUAAUACGGUUUUCUUGUUCUCAUAGCCUUAUGCUUCGCUGUAUGUAUGAACAAUAAUUGUACUACUGUUAAUAAGUGUUGAGGCAUUCGUCUCUCUCUCUCGUAUUAGUAUGUUAUUUGUGGUGGAAAUAGUUCUUUGAACGCCUG
Phoenix dactylifera (date palm) is the source of this 767-nucleotide messenger RNA. RefSeq names its product oleosin 18 kDa-like. NCBI's taxonomy places the organism in Eukaryota, Viridiplantae, Streptophyta, Magnoliopsida, Arecales, Arecaceae. Gene Ontology annotation, biological process: seed oilbody biogenesis; response to freezing; lipid storage. Gene Ontology annotation, cellular component: membrane; monolayer-surrounded lipid storage body. The record is from RefSeq and is a predicted model, not a curated record.